CGCCGAGCAGCUCUCUCUCUCUACUAGAAGCCGCAAAAUACAAUACUAGCAGUCGCCGCCGCAACGAAUGGAGGCGAACGGGUGGAAGAGACAUCGUUAACGAACUGUUCCGCUGUCUAAAUAUCUCUCAUUCGGAUGCACGGAGGAUUUCAACAAGCGGGCAGAAGAAGCGACACGCCGUUUUUGGGAAAAGUCGAAUCCCUUCAUUUCCGUCAGAAACACAUCGAUUAGCUGUCAUUUAAGAAGAAAAAAAAGGGCGUGUGUGCGGAGUGAAGGCAGUUUUUUUUUAACCAUUUAAUGUGGGUAUAUAUGGUGUUUUAGAUAUAUUGUUUGUUUUUUUAAAAACACCAUCUGGGUCUGAAGGACACGGUCGAGGAUGGGAUGCACACUGAGCACGGAGGACAAGGCGGCGGUGGAGCGCAGCAAAAUGAUCGACAGGAAUCUGCGGGACGACGGCGAGAAGGCAGCCAGGGAGGUCAAGCUGCUGCUGCUGGGUGCUGGAGAAUCAGGGAAAAGUACAAUUGUCAAGCAGAUGAAGAUCAUCCACGAGGCCGGCUACUCAGAAGAGGAAUGUAAGCAGUACAAGGCUGUGGUCUACAGCAACACUAUCCAGUCCAUCAUCGCCAUCAUCAGAGCCAUGGGCCGCCUCAAGAUCGACUUUGGCGAUGCCGCAAGAGCUGACGAUGCACGGCAGCUGUUUGUGCUGGCGGGCUCCGCAGAGGAAGGCUUCAUGACGGGAGAGCUGGCCGGUGUCAUUAAGCGGCUGUGGAAGGACGGAGGCGUUCAUGCCUGCUUCAGCCGCUCCCGCGAAUAUCAGCUCAACGACUCGGCGGCAUACUACUUGAACGAUUUGGACAGGAUAUCCCAGGCCACCUACAUCCCGACCCAGCAGGAUGUCCUGAGGACUCGAGUCAAAACCACAGGCAUCGUGGAGACGCACUUCACAUUCAAGGACCUGCACUUCAAAAUGUUUGAUGUCGGUGGUCAGCGGUCUGAGAGGAAGAAGUGGAUCCAUUGCUUCGAGGGUGUGACCGCCAUCAUCUUCUGCGUGGCCCUCAGUGACUAUGACCUGGUGCUGGCUGAGGACGAGGAGAUGAACCGGAUGCACGAGAGUAUGAAGCUGUUCGACAGCAUCUGCAACAACAAGUGGUUCACGGACACUUCCAUCAUCCUCUUCCUCAACAAGAAGGACCUGUUCGAGGAGAAGAUCAAGAGGAGUCCUCUCACCAUCUGCUACCCAGUUUAUUGUGCAUCUUUGGUGGGGAAGAUGAGAAGAGUCGGGAGGACCAGUCACGGACCAGUGCUGUACUAUACGCCACUUUUAACAGCUUUAUUUAUGUUUUUUUGUCUUGGGCGUCAUUUGUGUAAGAUGUUUGUAUCAUUGUAAAAGCAGCACCGCAAAUUUUUCCGCACACUUUAAAAACAAAAGAAAAACAAAAUUACUUUCUAUUUAGUUUUUAUUUUAUACUUUUUGAGGAGGAGGUGGAGGAAUUCAUGUUUUUUGCUGUUCCUUCUGCCGCUGUCUCUGGAAAAAGGGAACUUUGUUGUUGGUGGAAACGCUUCUUUUCUUCCUUCCCUUCAACCAAAAAGGGAAGAAAAGGGGUCAAACUUCGAGUCCAGUCUGUUGGUACUUGUGCCUUCGCAUGCCUUUUACUGCGGCCGUAGUCCCAAUGCUUGUUCUGUUGCCUGCUGAAUUGUUCUAAACAUGAAGAGGUAAACUGCUUUCAUAUGUUAGUGUCCCUGCUAUCUUCUAUGUGCACACCACUGAGCUAUCUGGAGGAGGAAGACUUCCCUCUGGUCUGAAGGUACAUGGGUCUCAAUGGCGACUAACGUGUAGCCUCCACAGUCCCCUACCCCCAUCCCCCCCACCAGCCAUCACAAUGGAAGGCCUCUCUGGCCGAUCACGCAGUACAAUACUGAUAAUGUAUAUUGUUACAUUUGCCCCGCAGAUCUGGGGUUCUGGUUUUUAAACUGUACAAAAUAUCCAUUCUUCCCAAUCAUUUGGAAAAUGGUGAGUUUAGGCAUUGAGCUCAUAAUACGCUCAAGUGUUUUAAGUACAAAGACCAGGGUAGGCACAUUUUAAUGUAUAUUUUAAUGUAUUCGGAGGCAAGAUUUUGGUGUUGAGGAGAGAAAAAGUGAACCACAGAAGAGAUGGUUGUGAAGGCGAGGAUGAGGUCUGAAAUGUUUUUUAGGUUCAGACACCGGUCCUGUGAUUUGAGAGUGGAGGCGCUGCUCGAGGAUCCAUGAAGCCUUUCAGUCAGGUGAUGGAAACUGAGACAGUCAAGCGAGCCUGGUCUGAGUUUAGAUCAGUACUACUUUGCCAAGAGGAGUGACAAAUAAUGGUCCUGGAUCUGUUCAUAUAAAGAAACUGCCACAAUUGUCAAUGUGUGUUUAUGUUCCCCACGGAUGGAGAACCUUUGUAGACUCAUCUCUCUUAUUUUGCUAAUAAAAACCAUUUACAAAUCA
Anarrhichthys ocellatus (wolf-eel) is the source of this 2466-nucleotide messenger RNA. It is a transcript of the gene gnai1, whose product is annotated as guanine nucleotide binding protein (G protein), alpha inhibiting activity polypeptide 1. Gene Ontology annotation, cellular component: cytoplasm; heterotrimeric G-protein complex. NCBI's taxonomy places the organism in Eukaryota, Metazoa, Chordata, Actinopteri, Perciformes, Anarhichadidae. Gene Ontology annotation, molecular function: G protein-coupled serotonin receptor binding; GTP binding; G-protein beta/gamma-subunit complex binding. Bases 377 to 1387 code for a protein of 336 amino acids. The record is from RefSeq and is a predicted model, not a curated record. The transcript is spliced from 8 exons. Gene Ontology annotation, biological process: adenylate cyclase-modulating G protein-coupled receptor signaling pathway.